AAAAUAUUGACGAUCGGAUUUGUUUACAAUUUACACACUCUGCUCUGCUUUGUGGAUCGUCAUCGCCGUGCAGAAAACUGGAUAGGGAAUUGGGAGAAUCUCCGAUCACAGAUCACAAUUCAAUACUCACAGCGGCCGCCGUCAUCACCCCGCCGGACGGUUAGUUCGACAAUGCCGCGACCACCACCGCUGCCGGCGUCCUCCGCCUAAAAGUCAAUGGUCAAAGAAAUCCCCCCCCGCCAAUCAGCCUUCUCCUUCCUAAUUCCUUCUUCUUUCCCACAAAACCCCCCAAAAAAGUUUAAAAAGUAAGACCUUUGGCACUUUUUUUUGUUUGGGUUCUUCUGAUUCCCUCUCUUGGUGCGUCUCUUUUCGCGAUCCUCUGGAGAAAGGAGAGAGAAAGAGAGAGUGAGAGACAGAGACAGAGAGAAUAAGAUGUGUGGGAUAUUUGCGUAUCUGAAUUUCAAUCUCCAGAAGGAAAGGAGUUACAUACUCCAAGUACUAUUCAAUGGACUCCGGCGGCUGGAGUACAGAGGCUACGAUUCUGCAGGCAUCUCCAUCGACAACUCAACCUCCUCUCGGCCCCUCGUCUUCCGCCAGGAGGGCAACAUCGAGUCCCUCGUCAAAUGCGUCUACCAAGAGGUUGCCAGCAUAGACCUUAACUUGGAAGAAUCAUUUGAUGUCCAUGCUGGAAUAGCUCAUACACGGUGGGCAACCCAUGGAGUGCCAGCUCCAAGGAAUAGUCAUCCCCAGGCAUCUGAUUCUGGAAAUGAGUUUUUGGUUGUCCACAAUGGAGUGAUAACAAAUUAUGAGGUGUUAAAAGAGACAUUAGUUCGACAUGGAUUUACUUUCGAGUCCGAGACUGACACUGAAGUUAUACCAAAGCUUGCCAAGUUUGUUUUUGACAAAGCAAAUGAAGAAGAAGGGACCCAGACAGUUACAUUUAGUCAGGUCGUUCUUGAAGUUAUGAGGCACCUCGAAGGAGCUUAUGCCCUCAUUUUUAAGAGCAGACACUAUCCAAAUGAGUUGAUUGCAUGCAAACGUGGAAGUCCAUUGUUGCUGGGUGUGAAGGAAUUAGCUGAAGAAAACAACAGUGGGCCAGCCUUCCAGGAUGCAAAAUUCCUCUCAAAGGAUGGGCGCCCAAAAGAAUUUUUCUUGUCCAGUGAUCCCAAUGCAAUUGUUGAGCACACCAAAAAGGUCUUGGUAAUUGAGGAUGGUGAAGUAGUCCACUUAAAGGAUGGAAAUGUCUCGAUCCUAAAGUUUCCUAAUGAUAAGGGGAGACAUGGCGGCACCAUCGCCAGACCAGCCUCGGUACAACGAGCAUUGUCUGUUCUCGAAAUGGAAGUUGAACAGAUAAAUAAAGGAGGGUAUGAACAUUACAUGCAGAAAGAAAUUCACGAGCAGCCAGAAUCUCUGACGACUACCAUGAGGGGAAGGCUCAUACAAGGAGGUUCCUGUAAGGCAAAGACUGUUCUUUUGGGUGGACUUAAGGAUCAUAUGAAAACAAUUCGAAGAAGCCGGCGCAUUGUUUUUGUUGGAUGUGGUACAAGUUAUAAUGCUGCUCUAGCUUCUAGACCAAUCCUGGAGGAACUAUCUGGUGUGCCUGUUACCAUGGAAAUUGCGAGUGAUCUGGUGGAUCGGCAGGGACCAAUAUACAGAGAGGACACUGCAGUGUUUGUGAGUCAAUCUGGUGAAACCGCAGAUACAUUGCUUGCAUUGGAGUAUGCUCUUGAAAAUGGUGCAUUAUGUGUUGGCAUAACAAACACAGUUGGCAGUGCAAUUGCAAGGAAAACUCAUUGUGGCGUUCACAUUAAUGCUGGUGCUGAAAUUGGUGUAGCAAGUACCAAGGCUUACACAAGCCAAAUAGUUGUGAUGGCUAUACUGGCCCUAGCUGUUGGUGGUGACACGAUUUCAAAUCAAGCAAGAAGAGAGGCUAUAGUUGAUGGUUUAUAUGACUUGCCCAGCAAAGUUAGAGAGGUGCUAAAGCUCGACAAUGAGAUGAAGGAUCUCGCAAAGCAAUUAAUAGCAGAGCAAUCGCUGUUAGUAUUUGGAAGAGGUUACAAUUAUGCGACGGCACUGGAGGGGGCAUUGAAAGUGAAAGAAGUAUCACUUAUGCAUAGUGAAGGGAUGCUGGCUGGUGAGAUGAAACAUGGUCCCCUGGCUUUAGUUGAUGAAAAUCUUCCAAUUAUAGUUAUUGCUACUCAUGAUGCCUGCUUCAGCAAGCAGCAGUCAGUUAUUCAACAACUUCAUGCCCGUAGAGGGCGCCUGAUAGUGCUGUGUUCUGAAGGGGAUGCUGCAUCAGUAUGCCCUGGGGAAUCUUGUAGAGUCAUUGAAGUCCCCCAAGUUGAGGAUUGUCUUCAACCUGUAGUCAAUAUUGUUCCAUUGCAGUUGUUGGCAUAUCAUCUCACUGUUUUGAGGGGUCACAAUGUUGACCAGCCUCGUAAUCUGGCAAAGAGUGUGACGACGCAGUAAAGAGAAAGAUGAAGUUGGAAGUGACAGUGCAGUUAUCUGUGGUUUUGCUCCAUGCCAAAAUGCUUCUAGAGAGGGGGAAGGCGGCGUUUUAGUUGCUUAAUCUUCCACCCAAAUCCCAAUGGAGAGCAAUAUUUUUAGAUUGCUCCGAAUCAGCAGCACUGGAUCAAGGUCUGGUGUUUCGUCUUGGUAGAACGGCUAAACAGGGUUGUGAUUAGAGAGAUUGAGCGGUCUUGCUGACCCAACUGAGGGAAGUAAAUUAAUUAGUAGACUCCUAAUGGCUGAUGAUUCUAUUCUAGGAUUCCUUCCUGCAAAUGUUUAUUUGUUCAGGCAAUCGGCUUGUAGUUGUGGUACUUGGAUGAGGCGUCAGGAAUCGGUAUAAUCUGAUGGUGUUGUGGUUUUAACCUCGGGACUUAGUAUCAGCCAAAACUAUUUUACAGGAAACCACACAAAGAUAACAGAAAUCUAGUUCUAUAACUAUAAGCAACCAACGCUUAAACUUCCUUCCCAAGCAAGAAACAAAAUUUGUUUGCAAAAGGCUUAUAACACCUCACAACAUAUAACCAUAAAAUGAACAUAGAGAUAACCCACAGCUCCCAUGGAAUAUGGUGGAAGGUGGUGUACUGGUGUCACAAAUGUUUAUGUCUGGUUGUUACAUUACACAGCAGAGACGCUCAAAAUUUCAGAAAAUGUCUUCGCUCACUGUUCUGGUGCUACUUCCUCGGUCACUUCAAUUUCCUCUUUUUGGUCCUUGCCAUUUAAGACCUUCGACUCUUUACCCUGGGCAAUUAUCUCUUUCAUGCCCUCGUCGCGAACUGAAAGCCUUUCCAGUAGUUCCUGGCAGUCAAUGGCCGUCACCAUAACGCUCAGACUACCUCUGCCUUUCCAGCAACCGACUGCUAUUGUCGAUGCAUCCACCUUCACUGUAUCCGAUGAAUCUUGGUCGUAAUCUUUUUUCAGAACUAUCACACAGCAGCCCAUCAUUAGCUUCGAUGCCUUCUCCCCAAAGCCCGCACCAACAAAAUCGUGAAACUUGAUGGUUUUAUACUUCAGAAUAUGAAUGAAGUCCACUGCUGUUGCGUUUAGGAUUUGCUUGGUUAUGUGAGGGAGUAUCAAAGGAAGCCCUUCUGAAGAGAUUCGGAACGAACAUGAAGCAUCUGUGCCUUCUCUUGAUGUUUGUCGUUCCUACAUUUUCAAGCCAACAGAGGCAAUCUUGAGCUGCUGGCCAACGAGAAUAUUCAGCUCAAGAGCAUCCUUCACCGACUUGGAGAUGUAAUAAAUUCUCUUCACAUGGUUACUAUCACUGUUUCUGGAUAUGAGAUGGCCCUUGAACGGAAAUGACUCAUCAAUACCAUAGAAUGCAAUUAUACUGUUGAUAGUAGGUUCAUCGUUGAAGAAAAGUACAGGGUCCACUCCUUUCCAUCUUCCUUGCGUUUGCAAUUUUCUCUUUCCAGUAGCCUUAUCAGGAUCGCUCUUCCCAUUAACAGUCACUCGGGCAUCUUCCAAAGCAUUAUCGGUAGACACAUCAUCACAUGGAGUAGCUUCCAUGGGAACAUCCUUUUCCUCUUGUUCAUUAUCUACCAAAUCAAUAUCUGAAGCAGCUUCAGAAGCAGAUUCCAUGACGACGCUUUUUGAUUCUUGCCCUUGUUCAUCAUUAUAUUCGACAGAUGGAACUGAAUUUUGUUCUUGAGUUUCAUCCUUUUUAGCUAUCGAAAUCUUCUGCUUUUUAGGGUUUUCUGGAAUUGCUGGUAAAGGAGAGAGCUUCUGAAGGACAGCGAUGAAAAAGGCUCCACUAUUCUGAUCAUGAGGCACUAUCCUCAUGCAGCGUUCUAAAGGCAAAUCAGAAGUUUCUUCAACAAAAUCCUCAUUUGAAGUUUGCGAUUCUUGGUUUGGCUCAGAAUUGCCACCAUUCUCAUUUUUAAUA
This is a messenger RNA of Linum tenue, 4390 nucleotides long. Lineage: Eukaryota; Viridiplantae; Streptophyta; Magnoliopsida; Malpighiales; Linaceae. The record is from the annotation of a GenBank genome assembly.